Molecule: messenger RNA, 2079 nt
Organism: Trypanosoma theileri
Lineage: Eukaryota; Euglenozoa; Kinetoplastea; Trypanosomatida; Trypanosomatidae
Product: tRNA pseudouridine synthase A
Exons: 1
Coding region: 1-2079 (692 amino acids)
Biological process (GO): pseudouridine synthesis
Molecular function (GO): RNA binding; pseudouridine synthase activity
Source: RefSeq, a predicted model, not a curated record
AUGAUGCGUCGUUUAUCGUCCACACUACCUGUGUCUUUAUUGUUCUUCUUAUGUCAACAACAAGAGCAGCAACAACGACAAUUGCACUCUGGUAGGGAAAAUACACCAAAGAGACGUGGAGCUCCUCAUCUUCGCCGAAAAGUAUCACCUACGGCCUCUGCCUUAGAGCAUAGUGAAGAUGUGGCACAACGUGAGGAACGAUUAGACGUUGAAAAACAUUUUCCAAUUGCCAUGUCACACCUUAAAAUGCCACCAGUUACAUCAUAUGCAGCUGAUGAACGAAAGAAACAAGAGUGGAAAGAUAUUGUACGUACAGUGAAUGCUGAUGGACACCGCUUUUCAAAGGAUGAUAGUGGAGUUCCUCCCUCCUUUUUUGAUCAAGGUAGUGUUGAUAUUCGUAGUAAAACCGCAAGGUAUACAGCCUCUUCAGCAGCAACAUAUUCACGAAGGGAUGUUGUCUCACCGGAUGUGCUACAACUCUCUGGUGGUACUUUACGACAGCAUGGAAUGGCCCUUGCAGAUGAGAGUAAUGCAUCGCCUGCUGAUGCCACUAUUGAAGCUGAAAGUGAUGAGGAAAAAAAUGUAUACGGUGAUACACCUUUGCAACUGACAGAUAUGCUUAAGGAGCGAUUGAUGGAGCUUAAAGCAGAGAAGUUACGUGAAGAUCGUAUUGACACCUAUUUACCCCGUCGUUUAAGACUCUUAUCAGAUGAUGAGUUACAACAGCAACAUCAGCAACAGGAAGAAAAAGAAAAAAAAGAGGAAGCGGAAGGUUUAAAAAGUUUAAAACGUAGUCGAUUAAAAAAAGCACCUACCAACUUGGCAGAUGUUAUUGUGGGAGAUGUUAAUGAUGAUGUUAGUGAUAUUACAAGUGAUAAUCAAUUAAUGUCCAAAUCCCAAAGUGUUUCUACUGCUAUGAAUGACAUUAUUCGAAAAUCAGCAGAUUUAAUUCCUGGUGGUUCAUCCUAUGAUCCACUUAGUGGACGUGUAGGAAAUUAUGAUACAGUUCUUGAGAACGAUUCAACUAUUCCUGAUGGAUCUGUUUAUCUCCUUCGCUGUUUACCACGUGCUGGUUUUUGUAGUCGUCGUGAAGCUCUAACUAUUAUUGCUAGUGGUCAGGUACGAGUUGAUAAUGUAGUGGAAAGGAAUCCUUUUCGUUUAGUUAGGGCUGAAAAUAACAUUCAUGUGGCUUCUCAUAGUGGUCGACUCAGAUUUGCACCACCACGACUCUGGAUGUACCACAAACCAGCACAUGUAAUUGUAUCUAGAAAUGAUGUAGCCGGUCGUACAUUAAUUACUAAACAUGCCCGAAUAUUAGGUAUGGAUCACCUUGUCCCUGUUGGAUCUCUUCCUAUGCGAGCUCAUGGAUUACUUCUUCUUACAAAUGAUGGUGAACUUUCCCGUUUUCUUGAAAAUCCAAAAUCUAUGAUACAGCGGACAUACCUCCUACGUGUACGUCCUGCUAUUGAUCCUGUUUUAGCCCAUAAACUAAACACUGAGGGUUUGAUAGUAAAUGGUAAACGAUGGGAUAAUGUUGAAUUUUUAGUUAAUCCAGCAAUGAAAUCACGUUUCUCUCUUAAAAUUAAAAUACGAGGUGAAACUUUGCCAGUUUCUCACAUUAUGCAGCACCUUGGACGAAAUGUGGAACGUGGAGGUCGUAUAUCUUUUGGUCCAUUCUCAAUCAGUGGGCUUCCUGUAGGUUCUGUACGUGAGGUGACGGUUCCACCACACUAUACUAAACAUUCAGGUGCUGUUUGGAAAGAAUUUAUCGAACGUGAUUGGCCCUUUUUUCGACGUCAGCGUGUAUCACGUCUCCGUCGAUUAUCUCGUUACCGUGAGUUAACUCCGAAGGAGUUGGAGGAGCUUGAUAACUUUACAUAUGAAGAAUUAAAAGAUGCAUUGAAUUUUGAAUCACAAGAAUUAAAGGAAGCAUCUAUGGAGAAAAUUCGACACAUGUCUGUUAGACCAUCAUUAGAUGAAAAACCAUUACCCAAUGACCUUGGAGUUGUUGACAUUGACGGUGUUGCUGAGAUUCCUGAGGAGGAUGAAAUUAUUGAAGACAUCACGGCAGUUAUGUAG